This is a messenger RNA of Cotesia congregata, 1224 nucleotides long. Lineage: Eukaryota; Metazoa; Arthropoda; Insecta; Hymenoptera; Braconidae. The record is from the annotation of a GenBank genome assembly.
AUGACUGACUAUUAUUUUAAUAAUAAUUCAAUGGUGCUCGUUAUUUUUUUACUCCUGCAUAUUCUAGCAACUGUUACAACUGCUGAUUCUCUUCACUAUUUAGAACCUGGCGAUUCUAUUGAAAAUUCAGCGCCUGGUUUACGGAUUUUUUGUCAUAAUGCUAAAUCAAAGUAUUUUAUUCACACUUGGAGAACACUUAUCAUGAAUUUGCACACAGAUUUGGAUACUUACGAUUUAUACGAUGGAAAAACACCAGCAGAAGUCAUUGAAAAGCAUGACAUUAAUCAGAGGUCCUGGAAAUUUAAUUGGUUUGGCACAAAAAAAAGUAAAGAGCUCCGAAUCAAUCCUUUCGAAGACACAUGCAUCGGGGUAUUCACCUAUCCGUAUAAUAAUUAUCGUUACAAAAUGUCUAUGAAGUUAAUAAAAAUUGAUUCGUGGAAAGUAUUAAUGACUAUUGGGGGCACACUCUUGUUUUGGAGUGCAAAAAAAUUAAGUAGAAAUACAUUGUUCUAUUACUUGACUGGAGUUACGCUGGGAGUCAUGUUUUCAGUUUUGAUAUUGGUUUGGUUUGUUGGUAAACUGUUGGGUCGUGGAAAAACAAUGUAUUUGAUGAUUGGAACUGGAUGGGCGAUGAGUUCAUGGCUCGCUCGAGUUCUUUGGGAAAAUGCUCAAAUUAUUUUGAUCCAAUACAGAGAUUAUGUCACUUGGUAUCUUUUGAUAACGUCUUUAAUAAGUUUUCUCAUUUGCUAUCGAAUUGGUCCUGUUACUAAUGACAGAACUAAAAAAAUUAUUCAGUGGUUUUUACAGGCCGCUGGGAUGUUGAUAAUAUAUUGCAGCAGUUAUUUUACUGAAGCAUCAAUAUCAUUUUGUAUAUUACAUUUUUUAAUUUACAAUUUUCCGAUCGUCGUAUACCACAAAAGUAAAAGUUACUGGAAAAGAAUGUUUCCUGAACGACGGAAAUUAUUAACUGAGAACCAAUAUCGGCUCCAAGCAAUCCGAGAAACUAACAAAGCAUUGGAUGAGUUGAAAGGAUACUGCUCGAGUCCUGAAUCAAAUCCUUGGAAGACUGUCUUGCGGUUAAAAGAUCCAAUAAGGUUCGCAAAAUUUAUGGAGGGAGAUUCUCAUUUAUCAGACCACGAGACCUCGGAGCACGAUUUAGAAAUAACGAGAUUAAUUGAAGAGUGUGAAUACACUGAAGAUGAAUAUGAUGAUGAUGAUUACUGA